This is a messenger RNA of Triplophysa rosa, 3503 nucleotides long. It is a transcript of the gene edar, whose product is annotated as ectodysplasin A receptor. Gene Ontology annotation, molecular function: signaling receptor activity. The coding region runs from base 178 to 1539 and encodes 453 amino acids. The record is from RefSeq and is a predicted model, not a curated record. Gene Ontology annotation, cellular component: plasma membrane. Lineage: Eukaryota; Metazoa; Chordata; Actinopteri; Cypriniformes; Nemacheilidae. The transcript is spliced from 11 exons. Gene Ontology annotation, biological process: positive regulation of canonical NF-kappaB signal transduction; positive regulation of JNK cascade.
GAGAGAGAGAGAGAGAGAGAGAGAGAAUAGUGUUUGAGCUGUAUAACUCAACACACAGAGAAACAACUGAAUGAAGUCAUGUGAGAAUCAUUAUAACAGUCAAACACUGCCAGUGUGGGAGGAGUGUCAUCAGUUUUGUGGGCGGAGCUGGAUGUUCAUUGGCUGUAACUGAAUGAUAUGGUGUCCAGUGUGUGUGUUGUGAGGGCCGAGUACUCAAACUGUGGAGAGAAUGAGUUUUACAAUCACACAAGCAACAGUUGUCGUCCCUGCCCACAGUGUCAACCUGGACAAGAGCCAUACAUGAACUGUGGUUAUGGUAUAAAGGAUGACGAUUAUUCCUGCAUCCCGUGUCCUGCAGGGAAAUUCUCUAAAGGAAAAUAUGAGAUCUGCCGUCGACACAAAGACUGUGAUUCUCUGUAUCGAGCCACUGUGUUAACAGCAGGGACUCAUGAGAGCGACGCGGAGUGUGGAGCCUGUUUACCGGGGUAUUACAUACUGGAAAACAGACCACGCAACAUCUACGGCAUGGUGUGUCACUCGUGUCAGAACGCUCCCAAGAACGUCAAAGAGUGCAUGAGGUCCACACCCGUGUCAUCUGGACGUGUUCCCAGCGUGUCCUCCAGCAGCACCACCAUUCUCCCACAUCCAGAGAAAGAUCCAACAGGGCAAGGUCACCUAGCAACAGCUCUCAUUAUCGCCAUGUCAACCAUCUUUAUCAUGGCCAUCGCCAUAGUGAUGAUCAUCAUGUUUUACAUCGUAAAAGCCAAGCCGGAUGGGCAAGCGUGCUGUUCUGGACAAAUCAUCAAGACCACAGAAAGUCAAACAAACAAACAGGAGGAGAAGAAAGAGAUUCAAGAAAGUGUCGUGAUCUUUGCAGAGAAGGACGAAUAUGACAAGCUCAAGUCAUCACCUCCAAAACCUGCAAAAAGUGAAAACGACGCGUCAUCAGAGAACGAGCAGCUGUUGAGUCGCAGCAUUGACAGCGAUGAAGAAGCAGCUCAAGACAAACAGACGGCAGCUGAUCUCUGUCUGAUGUCACUGGUGCAUCUGACCCGAGAGAAGACAUCUUCAACAAACACCGUACACAACAACAACACAACAACAAACAACAACAACAGCAGCAGAGCCACAGGGAUUCACAGCAGAAGGAAGAAAAUCUUGGACUUGUACACAAAAGCCUGCAGCGUUGCAGAAGGUCUGAGUCCCACCGAGCUUCCGUUUGACUGUCUGGAGCGCACCAGCCGCAUGCUCAGCUCUACAUACAGCACGGAUAAAGCCGUGGUGAAGACCUGGAGACAUCUGGCAGAGAGCUUUGGACUGAAGCGAGACGAGAUCGGAGGCAUGAGUGAUGGGAUGCAGCUCUUCGACAGAGUCAGUACGGCGGGUUACAGCAUCCCAGACCUGCUGACGCGUUUGGUUCAGAUCGAGAGACUGGACGUCAUCGAGGUUCUCUGCUUUGAUAUUCUGGGCGGCCCCGAGAGCGGCGUCCCCCCGUCCAGCCAUCAUCCCACUUUAUCUUCUCGCUGCGCCAGCGUCUGACGCAUUCUGAUGUGCCGUGACGUGACGUGAAGUGUUGUUCAUUCAUCAUGACACGUCAUCCCAUCAGCACAGACUGGAGAAUCCGGCUGAGACAGGACAGGGUUUUCAUCAGACGUGAGCUUUGUCAUCGUCUGCAUGCAGAUGAUGUGCUGUCGUCUGUGUUCUUUUGUGUUGUUGUUUUAUAAACAUUUAGCUCAGGACUGUCACAUGAACUGUGUCUAUUACAUGUGUGCAUAUGUUGCUAACAGAUAGAGAAUCAACUUGUCUCCACGGGUUUAAUGAAACGUUUGUCAGAUUGACCGACACAGGUCUUUAAGUUUAUGACGCACAGCUCCUGUGAUAUUCUGAAUUUCAUGAACUAAUAAUCCAGACGAAGAGUGACAGAGAGGUGCUGUAUAUAAAGUGCAUGUGGAAUAGAAUGAGGUGGAAGAGUGAGUGACGCUGCAUGUGAUGCGACUUCAUGUUAAUGAUGGGUUAGGUCUACUCCACCCAAAAUUGAAAAUUCUGUCAUCAUUUUUCCCCCUCAAGUUCUUCCAAACCUGCUCUGUUGAACACGAGGGAAGAUAUUUGGAAGAAUGUAAGCAACUGACAUUUCUUGGACAUUGUUGACUACCAGGAGGAUUUAAAUGGUGGUCAAAGGUGCCCCAGAACAUUUUGCUUUCCUCAAGUCUUCAAAAGAUCUCAUUUUAUGUUUAACAGAACAAACCUGCUGUGAUUGAAGUGCAUCACACUGCCGUGUUCACUGUAUGAAUACAAAUCAUCCCAACUGAGAGCAGAACACAAGUGUAUAUAUAACUUAUUCUUGUACAUAUGCACCAUGUAUAAAAGUAUCAAUGAAAUAAAGUCAAACGAUCUCUUGUUCUUCUGUUUGUGUACAUGAACUUGUUCAAACAUACCUCAUGUGUUUGACAUCACACUGAUUCUAUAAUAAAUCUUCUGACUGACGAUGUAAAUCACAUGACAUCACGUCUCAAACGCUGUUCCAUCUACAUUCAUAUUUUCUCACCGAAGCAAAACAUAUAAACACACACACACACACACACGUUCAUUCAUUCCGUAAACUGCUGCUCUCAGAUGAUCCAUCACUGAAAAUCACCGCAUGGCAUUAUGGGAUCUGUCAGUAAUGUAACUUCCAGCACUCAGAAACAAAGUGAUGUUCUUUAAAUCAGAGCUACAGAGCACUUCGCCAGAAAGAAAACCAGACCCGCAAACACUUCUCAAACCCGCAAACACUUCUCAAACCUCACACAUUAUUAAAACUCAUCUCAUAGUAUGAUCUGAAUAUCACAACCACUCAAACAACAUCCAAGAAUCCCCACGACAGAACAAACUCUCUUCUGAAUGACAAUGUGUCUCAAUGCAAACAUCAAACAUGACAUUAGAAUACAAUAGCAUGUUUUCAAAGUAGUACUAUUGUAUUCUGUCAUGAGUGACAUACAGACGCUUUACAUCCAAUAGCUUUCCUGUGGCGCUAGCAACGCCAAGGUCAUGGUUUGAUCCCAGGGAUUGCACGUACUUCAAAAACAAUUAUGUAGAGUAUCAUGCAACGUAUGUGGCUUUGGAUAAAAGCGUCUGCUAAAUGCACAAAUGUAAAUGUACUCACUCAUCUGCUCGGUCACCUUCAGCCACAACUGAAUCUUCUUCACACUCUUGAACCCAUCAAUAAUGAUUCUGAGGUCAUGUGACAACAGUGUCAUGUUUUCCCUACUACAGAUAGACGACAUGAAGGCAGAAUUCAGAAGAGAGAGAGAGAGAGAGAGGGAGAGACAGAGACAGAGACAGAGACAGAGAGAGAGAGAGAGAGAGAGAGAGAGAGAGAGAGAGAGAGAGAGAGAGAGAGAGAGAGAGAGAGAGAGAGAGAGAGAGAGAGAGAGAGAGAGAGAGAGAGAGAGAGAGAGAGAGAGAGAGAGAGAGAGAGAGAGAGAGAGAGAGAGAGAGAGAGAGAGAGAGAGAGAGAGAGAGAG